AUGAACAUGGACGACGAAGAGGCACCCCCCGACCUGAUCGAUGUGUCGCUGCUCCCGGACUCGGAGAAACCAUUCGUGUCCACGACGAUCCAGGACACGCCGGUACAGGACCGCGUCCCGAUCACGCUGGUAACGGGAUACCUGGGUGCGGGCAAGACCACGCUGCUGAACUAUAUUCUCACGGAGAAGCAUGGCAAGAAGAUUGCUGUGAUUAUGAACGCAACCGACAUCGAAAAGCCCCUAACCGUCAACAAAGACGGCCAAGAAGUCACCGAAUGGAUGGAAGUCGGCAACGGCUGCAUCUGCUGCUCAGUCAAAGACUCCGGUGUCAUGGCCAUCGAAUCCCUCAUGGACCGCCGCGGCACCUUCGACUACAUCCUGCUAGAAACAACCGGCCUCGCCGAUCCAGGCAACCUAGCCCCCGUCUUCUGGGUCGACGACAACCUAGGCAGCUCGAUCUACCUCGACGGGAUCGUCACGCUCGUCGACGCAAAGAACAUCCUUCGCCUGCUUGACGAGCCAUCCCCCGAAGAAACCGUCUCGCAGCACGAGCCUGAAUCCGAGCACGGCCACAGCCACUCCGGCCCCGUUCUCUCCAUGGCGCACAUGCAAAUCUCCCACGCGGACGUCGUUGUCCUCAACAAAGCGGAUCUCGUCUCUGAUGCAGAGCUAGAGCGCGUGCGCGCCCGCGUAAGCGCUAUCAACAGCGCCGCCAAAAUCCACGUCACCGACCACGGCAAGACGCCGCAGAUUGAGGGCGUCGUGUUGGAUCUGCACGCUUACGACAACGUGACCGAUCUGGAUUUUGCAAACAAGGGACAUAGUCAUAUUGAUCCUGCAAUCUCAACCCUCUCCCUAACACACCCCCCAAUCACCCCCGCCCAAAUCCCCCUCGUCGACGCCUGGCUCCGCUCUGUCCUGUGGGACUCGAAGCUCCCAUCUUCACCAACCGGCAAUAGCCUCACCACCACCAAUGAAUACAAAGAACUAGACUUCGAGAUCCACCGCUUAAAAGGCAUCCUGGUCCUAACGGACGGAACGACGAAGAUCAUCCAGGCUGUGCGGGAGGUAUUCGAGAUCCGGGAUGGUAGGGCUGCUGCUGCGAGGGACGCGGAGGAAGGAGAAGGGGGGCCGACGGAGUGUAAGAUUGUGCUUAUUGGGAGGGGGUUGGGGGAUGGAGGGGUUUGGGAGCGGAGUUUUAGGGAGUUUCUGGGGAGGGCAUUAGUAUAG
This is a messenger RNA of Aspergillus candidus, 1230 nucleotides long. Its product is annotated as CobW domain protein. The record is from RefSeq and is a predicted model, not a curated record. Gene Ontology annotation, cellular component: cytoplasm. NCBI's taxonomy places the organism in Eukaryota, Fungi, Ascomycota, Eurotiomycetes, Eurotiales, Aspergillaceae. The transcript has 5 exons. Bases 1 to 1230 code for a protein of 409 amino acids.